AUGCUGGGGGCAGCAACUGCAUGCGUGGCUCUCGCGUUGGGGGUUUGGGGUGUACGUACACCUGAAGUUGCUGCCUUGGGGCCCCCGCAGCAGCCCGCCGCCUUUCUGGGGGCCCCUGCUGCUGCUGCUGCUGCUUGGCCGCUGCAGCAUUCCCUGCGCUGCAGCAGGCAGCAGCAGCAGCAGCAGCAGCAGCUGGCAGCAGCAAGGAAACCCUUUGUGGGGGGCAACUGGAAAUGCAACGGAGACACAAAAGGCGCUGAGGCGAUUCUGCAAAUGCUGAACGACGCGCCUCCAGAAGUCGACGACAUAGAGGCGAGGGUGGUGGUGGCUCCCCCCGCGCUGCACGCGGGUUUGCUGCUGCGGGGCCUCCGAAGGCCUUUUGCUGUUGCUCUUCAAGACAGCAGCGAAGUGAAGGGCUACGGGGCCUUUACUGGCGAGAUAGCCCCGCAAAUGGCCAAAGACUUUGGCAUUAAAACCGUUAUUGUGGGCCACAGCGAAAGGCGUGCUGGAUUUGGCAAGCAGCCGGGAGAGAGCAACGAAGUUGUGGCUGCUAAGGCAAAGAACGCAGUGGACCACGGACUGCAAGUCAUUGCAUGCAUCGGGGAAAGCCUAGAGACGCGGCAGAGCGGCAAGACGAUGGAGUUUUUGGGGCAGCAGCUGCAGGCGUACGCGUCGGCGCUGGCGGGCGUCGGGUGGCGCUCAGUGGUGAUCGCCUACGAGCCCAUUUGGGCCAUCGGCACUGGCCAGACGGCUUCCCCGCAGACUGCGCAGCAAACCCACAAAGAAAUCCGCGAGUGGCUGAGGCAGCACGUCGGCGAAGAAGUCGCGCAGCAAACCCGCAUCAUUUAUGGAGGCUCCGUCAAGGGCUCCAAUGCCAUGGCAAGCUACUCAACCCACUCAGCUAGCUAG
Eimeria tenella is the source of this 909-nucleotide messenger RNA. Its product is annotated as triosephosphate isomerase, putative. Gene Ontology annotation, molecular function: triose-phosphate isomerase activity. The transcript has 7 exons. Gene Ontology annotation, biological process: gluconeogenesis; glycerol catabolic process; glycolytic process. NCBI's taxonomy places the organism in Eukaryota, Apicomplexa, Conoidasida, Eucoccidiorida, Eimeriidae. Gene Ontology annotation, cellular component: cytosol. Bases 1 to 909 code for a protein of 302 amino acids. The record is from RefSeq and is a predicted model, not a curated record.